Haliotis rufescens (red abalone) is the source of this 519-nucleotide messenger RNA. RefSeq names its product baculoviral IAP repeat-containing protein 7-like. The record is from RefSeq and is a predicted model, not a curated record. Bases 1 to 519 code for a protein of 172 amino acids. Gene Ontology annotation, cellular component: nucleus; cytoplasm. The transcript has a single exon. Lineage: Eukaryota; Metazoa; Mollusca; Gastropoda; Lepetellida; Haliotidae.
AUGGCAGAGAUGAAGAGCUGUACAGAUGCUUGUGAGGGGACCAUGAUUCUUCUGGGGACUGAGGGUGUGAAUUCUUGUGGACCCAGGAGUGAUGGUACGGAUACUUGUGAGUCCAGAUCUGAGUGUACAGAUGCUUGUGAUGGUAGGCUGCCACCGCCCAGUAAGCCACCAUCGCUGCAUCUACACUUUGAAAGAAGACUAGCUUCUUUUGAGGGGUGGCCAAUGCAGAUGAACCAGACCGCUGAAGAGAUGGCUCAUGGGGCCUUCGUGUAUACGAAAAGUGCCGAUGGCGUUUACUGCUCUCAUUGCGACGUGCGACCGAGAAGAUGGGUGCUCCACGACGAUCCUUGGCUGGAACACCUCAAGUGGUCCUCUCACUACGCUUACCUCAAGCUGACCGGGCUGGUGAGACACAAGAAGAAGAACGUGGCAGUUACUACUUUCUGGCACUAUCUGUGUGAGGAGAAUGCGAAUCAGAGCAACGCGAAUGAGGAAGCUUCCCCCACCUUCCUAGGAUGA